Polistes canadensis is the source of this 4078-nucleotide messenger RNA. Its product is annotated as putative transcription factor SOX-15. The record is from RefSeq and is a predicted model, not a curated record. Bases 1166 to 3448 code for a protein of 760 amino acids. Gene Ontology annotation, molecular function: RNA polymerase II cis-regulatory region sequence-specific DNA binding; DNA-binding transcription factor activity, RNA polymerase II-specific. NCBI's taxonomy places the organism in Eukaryota, Metazoa, Arthropoda, Insecta, Hymenoptera, Vespidae. The transcript has 10 exons. Gene Ontology annotation, biological process: regulation of DNA-templated transcription; anatomical structure morphogenesis; cell differentiation.
AGGAGUGCGCCGGUAGUGGGAGGGUAAAGCCAACGCUGGCUCUCGACAUCAGGAGGAAACUUCAGUAUGCAUUCGAGUCGUGCACCAACGAGCCCGCGAGUCCACGUACUUUCUUAUUCAUUUUUCAUUUCCUUUUUAUAUUUGGAUAUUUGUUUUUAUUUCCUUUUCGAGAUUUAACAAGUUGUGUCUCAUCGACAGAACCGACAAAAUUAAUCGAAAACUAAUUUAACUUUCAAGUGUUAACAACAAUAUUUCUUGUGGAUCAAAGAAUCUCAUUGAAAUAAAGAAGAAACAAGAAGACAACUAUAGUUAUAUAUACUGUUACGUUUCAAUUAAUAGAAACAUUAGUUUUUUAAUGGAAUGAAGAAUGCAAUCAUGAGUUGUUAACGUCGCCGACGUCGUUUGACAUUUCUUAAGAGAAUUGUGGAAAGCGUACCAUUCUCUCUUUGUCUUAUAAUCGAACACACAGAUAUUUUUAUAUUAUUAUUAUUUGUUUCUUCAACAAAAAUGAAAGAUAAUAUUCGACAACGAAUUUGUUGAGUACUUUUUAGUUUAGCAAGGCGAAGAGUAAGAGAGAGUGAGAGAGAGAGAGAGAGAGAGAGAGAGAGAGAGAGUGUGUGUGAGAGAGAGAGAGAGAGGAAGGGAAAGAGGGAGGGAGGGAGGAAGGGAGAGAGAAACUAAAGACACCGAGAACAUCAAGUUUCAAACAACAUAGUGUCGGCGUGCUAUUCAGCUAAUGUCGGUUUGUCUGGCUAUCUUAUUGGUGACACAAGUUUGCUCUAAGAGUUGUGAUGAAACGAGGAAUUUGAAAUACGCGCGGGAGAAUCUAGCGAUCGAUCGCCUUUUUUUUGCAGUGUCAAAAUGACCAAAGUUCGAGGACUACCAAUGUAAUCGUCAUUCAAAGAAGAAAUUCGAUCUAAAUAAACAAGAAAGAAGAUCGGUGUAUCGACAAAUAGUCGAAUGAAAACAGUGUCGCGAGUGUUAUUUUAACAUUACAAUUAAAAUAAGGAAAAACAGAAUAAGAAGAGUAAAAGGAGUAAAAGAGAAAGAAGGGGUGGGCGGGGCAACGAGAAGGAAGAUUAAAAAAGGGAAGAAAGUGGAAGUGAGUUAAGUAAGUAAUGUGAAAUGGAUGAUAAGCCAAGAACAAUCAAAACAGUUCUAAUAUAUGGAUGCCCAUGGGUGGAAUUUGGCCGAAAUGUGCCAACGCUACCAUCACGGUAUAUCAACGGCUCAAAGUUCUUCGCCAGCUAGGGAUCCUUCGGCUGCCAUUGUGCAGCCAUUGUCGACCCCCUCGCAUAUCGAGCAGGUUAACAACCCAUCUUAUUCUCAUUACACGAUGCUGGAUAAUUAUGACAGGGGUGAGGUGACACCACCGCCGGUUAGCAGUUAUGGCGGCUCCCCGGGACUCUUGGCACUUCAUUCUUCGCUUUAUGCUACACCCACGCCUAGAACCUACGACAUCGACUCCAAUAUCGAUACAAACGAUGCAUCCAUGCCAAUCGAUACCCAAAUCAUCUCGAUCCCAGGAAUGUUAAGCGGGCCAGGUCAACAGCGUUUGGAAGAUAUGUCCUGGUUAGCAUCAGGACCAUCCUUGGACUACCAGCAAGGCAUUUCACCGAUUCCCACAGGAGUGAAGAUGUGCCAUCCUGGCAGUACCGCGCAACGUAGCCUGAAGGAACAACGGAUACGUCGUCCGAUGAACGCCUUCAUGGUCUGGGCAAAGGUCGAGCGCAAGAAAUUGGCCGACGAGAAUCCUGAUCUCCACAACGCCGAUCUAAGCAAGAUGCUUGGAAAAAAAUGGCGAGGGCUGACGCCACAGGACAGAAGGCCCUACGUUGAGGAAGCUGAAAGACUCAGGGUGAUACACAUGCAAGAACAUCCGAAUUACAAAUACAGACCAAGGCGUAGGAAACACGCUAAGCGAGCUCCAGGAGCACCUUCCUCUCCUCCGUCAGUUAACAAUGCUGCCAGCAGUAGGUCCAAUCCUAAUAAUGCUACCAUUCACCAUUCCAUGUCUAAGAUGGAAAACUAUCAAGGAAUCCCACAGAUCCCAUGGGGUGGCCAUUCCCCGAUUUCGUCUUUAUAUCAUCAUCAGCAGCAGCAGGGUAUUCAGGAAUAUAAAUCGGAAAAUAAUUCUUUAUAUGGUAGUCCAUACACGCCUAUUAUCCAUACACCGGACAUAUCACCAGUUGCUAGUCCCGAGCCUGACGGCGACGGAACGCACCUACCAUCCACGCAAAAUCCUGAUCCAGAACGGGAUUUAAUGGAAGGGACCUCGAAACAACAUGGGGAUGUUAACGAUCAAACGAAACGAUACACUUUUAUAAGUACCGACAAUCAGGUUCAUGGAACUCAUAAUGUUGCCACUAGCAUUACGUCUUGUCAAAAUUCUGCCAAUUAUACGGACACGUUGACUUAUAAGAAAUCGAUUAGUUAUUUAAACUUCGAGAGGCAGACGUCCAGCAUAGCAGCAGUAGGUAUAGCAAAUGGCAUGAUGGUAUCAUGCAACAAGCUUCGUUCUGGUUUCGAAAACGUUGGUUCGGUCACCGGCACGUUUUAUCCGCCCGUUGCUUCUCCUCACGACCAAUCCCUGCAACAUUACGCAAGUAGCCAGUCCUCGAAAUCAGCAAACUAUUCGAUGCAGGCAACUGUUGAGAGCAACUAUAGUUCAGUACAGUGUAGCAACAGGCAACAAACUAUGGGGAUACGUGGGACAACAGAAAGUUGCUCAGGUGUCAGUCCAAGAUAUCAAAUGUCUCAGCAUCAUCAGGAAUAUCAAACUGAUGCAAAUUCUUCGCAUGAUCAACAACAACAGCAAAUUAUUGCUCACAUAGAUCCAAGUGGUAUGUCAACUUCAACUGAGGAAGAUCAACAACAGCAACAACAACAACAACCACAACAACAGCAGCAGCAGCAACAACAACAACAACAACAACAACAACAACAACAACAACAACAACAACAACAACAACAGCAACAUCAACAACAACAGCAACAGCAACAACAGAGUUUGCAAUUAGAAAAGUAUUUUAAGUAUACCCAUCCCACGAGCGCUGGUCACUCUAAUUUAAGAUCUCAAAAUUUAUUGGACAAUAAUCACAAUUACGCAAGCGACUUGCGUUAUUACGACUUGGAACAACAACAACAAUCUCAAUUCGAUAUUUCAAAUUCUCACUGCAUCGUCGACGAACAGAAUAAAGAUGCUCGGUGUACUAAUAUGGGAAUUGGUCAUGGUAUUGAACAAUAUCAUACUGCAAGUAGUAUAACACUUGGCAAAUAUCAGGAGCAUUCGGCACAUACCCAACAGCAACCUCAACCACAGCAGCAACAACAAAUGCAACAACAAACUCAGCAGCAACAUAUACAAAAUAUUGAGAAUUCGACUAAAGCUGAAGAUGAUUUCAGUAUGAUUUUAGCAAAUGUACGAAAAACAUGUUACAGUAGCUAGUCCUCUCUCUCCCUCUCUCCCUCUCUCCCUCCCUCACUCCCUCUCUCUCUCUCUCUCUCUCUGCACUUUUCCAUCGUUCGACGUUUGCCUUACCGUUCUAUCUAACAAACAACAAAUUUUACUUUUUUAUAAAAUAGGAUAUACAUACACACAGUCUACCGAAUGUGUUAAGUUGAUGAAUAUUUCGUAUUAACCAAAUUUGGUAUAUGUGAUCUUAAGCGCGAUCUUCAACGAUUUUGUUUCUCCGUUGUUUGAAAUUUUUCUUUGUCCGUCUCUCCUUUUCUCUCUCUUUCUUUCUCUGUGACUGAUGAGAAUUACAUUGUAAAUUUAAAAUAAAUCGGAGAUACAUCUUUUUUUAUACUCAUGUAGACUUUAUACAUAUAGUGAUCGUACAAUGUCUUAGUUCUAUAGCUUUUGUUCUGUUUUUUAACCACUUGCAGUGGAAAGACGUGCAUGGCACGCGUCGCUGAAUUUUGUUUCGCCAGCGCAAGUGGUUAAUAUUUUUUUUUUGCCUUUAUUUCGUUGAGAUUAUAUUAAUUUUUUCGUCAACUUAAGUGUAUACGAAUCGAUAGAAUUUUUGCGUGCGUGCGUGUAAAAAAGAAAGAAAAGAAAAGAAAGAAAUAUCCUGGA